CAUAUGAUAAUUGUCAAAAGUAGUUAGUUUCUUAACCUUAAUCGCAGUAGGCUGAACAGAAUUGUGGCUUCAAAUGUCAUUUCGAUCAACGUCUCCUCUCUACGCACCCCCACUUUGGCCACAUAUGGCAAACUUGCAUAAACUUAGGUUACUUUACGACAGGGAAUAUCAACCACAUGCGUCUCAAUGUAAUUCUGCCCAACAGAGCAGAAUGAGUAAGUGUGUUUAAGCCAGAUGGAGGAAGAAACAAAUGGAAAGAACAGGAGGAAGAUGUCAGGGCAGCAGGAUGGAAAGCUACGGGGACGCAUACUGGUUCAUUGGCGUGUGUUAAAUUAGUUCCACUUCGCUGGUCUUCUAAUUUCAGAUGCUAUUCUGUUUAGGGAAACGCGACAAAAUGAUUGGGUCGGCGUUCUGUCAAUCAUCCAAUGAGGUAGGCCGUUCUCUCUGCCUUGUGCUGACUGCUUGCGACUCUGCACUUGCUCGAGCGCAUUCAGCCCAGAGCUGAGCUUGAACAGCUGGCGCGCGCGCACCUCAUUGGUCCUUGUUUUGUUUGUAUUUUUCCAGUCACCUGUUUUUCUUAGCGGAUUCCAUGCCCAACCUUUGUGUUAUGUCAUUAAGCGAUGUGAAAUAACACAACCAUGUGAAUUUGGGAGUCCUCGUUUUGGUCUUUAAAUUACAGCGGAAGGACGAGCUGUGUUUGCUGUGCUGAAAGCUCCAAAAUCGCGAGGAGACAGGACGGCUCCGUCCGAACGUCGCUGAAGCGAUGAAGAGGAAGAACCACUCAAUUGGAGUUUUCUUACUCUUCUGGAGACUGUCGCUGUUUCUCGGUGUUGGCCAGUGUAAGGAGGUUGACCAUGCUCCAAGAACUCGACAAGUGCCAAUGUCUCCCUCUGACUUUCUGGACAAACUGAUGGGAAGGACAUCUGGAUAUGAUGCCAGAAUAAGACCAAACUUUAAAGGUCCUCCAGUCAAUGUCUCCUGUAACAUUUUCAUCAACAGCUUUGGUUCCAUUGCUGAAACCACCAUGGACUAUCGCGUGAACAUUUUCCUUCGUCAGCAGUGGAAUGAUCCCAGGCUUGCCUAUGCAGAAUAUCCAGAUGACUCUUUGGAUUUGGACCCCUCUAUGUUAGACUCCAUUUGGAAGCCAGAUCUGUUCUUCGCCAAUGAAAAGGGUGCACACUUCCAUGAGGUUACAACAGACAACAAGUUGCUGCGGAUUUUUAAGAAUGGAAAUGUUUUAUACUCUAUAAGAUUAACGUUAACGCUCUCAUGUCCCAUGGAUCUAAAAAACUUCCCCAUGGAUGUUCAGACCUGCAUUAUGCAGUUGGAAAGCUUCGGUUACACCAUGAAUGACCUGAUCUUCGAGUGGCAGGAGAAUGGACCGGUCCAAGUGGCCGAAGGACUAACGCUCCCACAGUUCAUCCUUAAAGACGAAUCCGACCUCAGAUACUGUACCAAGCACUACAACACAGGUAAAUUUACUUGUAUUGAAGUGCGGUUCCACCUGGAGCGUCAGAUGGGCUACUACCUGAUCCAAAUGUACAUCCCGUCUCUGCUGAUUGUUAUUCUCUCCUGGGUCUCCUUUUGGAUUAACAUGGAUGCGGCCCCGGCCAGAGUGGCGCUUGGCAUCACUACUGUCCUCACAAUGACAACACAGAGCUCAGGCUCCAGGACUUCAUUGCCAAAGGUCUCCUAUGUGAAGGCAAUAGACAUCUGGAUGGCAGUGUGUCUUCUCUUUGUCUUCUCUGCACUGUUGGAGUAUGCUGCAGUUAAUUUUGUUUCUAGGCAACAUAAAGAGCUGCUACGAUUCAGGCGACAUCCCAAGAAGAGCAAGAACGGUGGAGGUGCAGUUGAUGCAGAUGCGCUAGCUGAAUCCCUCCAUCGUGUAAAUGUCGACAACGGCCUCAAGGCAUCAGACCCUCUCUAUGGAUCUAUCACCAACAUCUACAGCAGCAACUACAGGGAAGGGGAAGUGCAUGAGACCAGAGUGACCUCUACAGCCGCUGUAACCUCCACUCCCAGCAAUAGCAAGGACUCCAAGGCCACCACUAACAAUACUGUCACUGCACCAAACACUCAAGGAGCCACGGCAAACACUGCUCUGAAUCGCCCGGGCGUCGCUUCAGGAGGUGGGAAAAGCAUGGAGGAGAUGAGGAAGUUAUUUAUCGACCGAGCCAAAAAGAUUGACACGGUGUCGAGGGCCGGUUUCCCCCUUGCCUUCCUGUUUUUCAACAUAUUCUACUGGGUUCUUUAUAAAAUACUUCGCCAUGAAGAUUUCCAUUAUCCAUAAACAGACACACAUGCACUGCAUAUGUGGGGACAUGUUUUCUUCCUUUAUUUGGUCACAUUUCCUCUAUCAUGUGACCUGUGACCUCAAAUUGCCCCAAUGUUGCCACAAUCAUAGAUGUACAAGAAGAAACAAGCAUACACAGAUGUAAAAUAAUCAUGAUUUGGUCAUGUUGAAGACCAUUCGGCAUGACUCAGACAACACAGUUUUUUUUGUUUUGUUUUUUAUGAGAAAACAGGGUUUGAGAUCUGUGCUUGUAAUUUCAAUGCCCGAUUUCAAUUUAGUGCCUACUUCAUUUUUGAGGGUCUGUAUUGUUUCAUCUCCAUCACGUUCAAAUUAUGAUCACUUGUGCUUAUAUUAAAUUAACACCAAAAACAACACUCAUGCCAGAAAGGCAAGCAGGCAAACACAUGGCAGAAGAACAAAAAAAAUGGAAGUGACUGUAAAUCUACUAAUCUUAAGAAUUGAUACUUUGGCCAGUUUUUACAUUUGACAGUUUCCUAGGCCAGCCGAGAGACAUAGUCUAUUCGAUGGAGAUUUGCAAUGACAUCCGGAUCACAAUGGCUUUGUGCAUCUAACCAGUUUACUUAAAUUUCCGUAAAUGACGCAAUUCAUGACUCAUAUGAUUAAGGCCUGAUUUGGUUUGCAUUUGUACUGUUUUUUCCUGAUUAUACUGCCUCGUUCUAUAUCCAGACUGAGCCACAUUGGAGGAAAAAAAAACACACCAGAAUUGGGUCACUUGAACUGUUUCGCCUAAAUCCAGCCAGACUGUUCUUGACUGGUUUGAACUCUGCCCACUUUUUGUUAAUGACAAAAAAAGUGCAUUAAUUUUGAAAAGAAGUGAAAGAUAAUAAGAACUGAUCUCGUAGGGCGGUGCUCUCGCUCGCGCCCUCUUUUGAUGAGCCGCCACUGCCGUGAAGCUUCUGGAAUUCUGUGAAUUUCUGCAAAGGUUGGUCAUAAAAUGAAGUCUCAUCAAAAUCACAAGAAUAAACACAGAGUUUGCAUGAACUAAUACCACA
Molecule: messenger RNA, 3306 nt
Organism: Syngnathus acus (greater pipefish)
Lineage: Eukaryota; Metazoa; Chordata; Actinopteri; Syngnathiformes; Syngnathidae
Gene: glra3
Product: glycine receptor, alpha 3
Exons: 10
Coding region: 764-2290 (508 amino acids)
Biological process (GO): nervous system process; regulation of membrane potential; signal transduction
Cellular component (GO): plasma membrane; synapse; neuron projection
Molecular function (GO): transmitter-gated monoatomic ion channel activity; glycine binding; transmembrane signaling receptor activity
Source: RefSeq, a predicted model, not a curated record